Messenger RNA from Poecile atricapillus (Black-capped chickadee), 7686 nucleotides. Its product is annotated as plexin-A4-like. Lineage: Eukaryota; Metazoa; Chordata; Aves; Passeriformes; Paridae. The coding region runs from base 354 to 6032 and encodes 1892 amino acids. The record is from RefSeq and is a predicted model, not a curated record. Gene Ontology annotation, cellular component: semaphorin receptor complex. Gene Ontology annotation, biological process: positive regulation of axonogenesis; semaphorin-plexin signaling pathway involved in axon guidance; negative regulation of cell adhesion. The transcript is spliced from 32 exons. Gene Ontology annotation, molecular function: protein binding; semaphorin receptor activity.
CCCCCCCCCGGCUCUGGGCGAGCCAGACACGGUUUGCCCAGUGCAGAGAGAGGGGCUCCGUGUUCCGCCUCCGUGGAGUAUUUGGGAUUGGAGAGACACACGCGCGCACACACACACGCACACAGAGACCAUCUGCAGUGUCAAUGCGGCGCCUGCUCUGAAGACUGAAGUGGGGGGAAAGGAGAGGAGAGAAAAAUUAUAUAUAUAUAUAUAAAUAUAUAUAUAUACACACCAAAACCCACCCAAAGCAAGCGAGGAGCGUUCCCAGGACAGAAUCUGCCAAGGAAUUGGUGUUUUGAAGAGUUUUACAGCGUCUAAUCCUCGUUGCCUUGGGAAUACAAACCUCUCUAAUCAUGUCGCCGGCCAUGUGGAAAUGGACUUGCCUGGUUUCUCACCUCCUGCUGUCCACCACAGUGUCACCUCUUGGCAGACAGCAGCCACCCCAUCCAAAGAGGCCCUUCAUCACCUUCACCGGGGAACAAGCAGAGGGAAACUUCAACCACUUGGUGGUGGACGAAAGAACUGGGCACAUUUACUUGGGGGCUGUCAACAGGAUCUACAAACUCUCCAGUGACCUGAAGGUCCUGGUGACCCACGAGACUGGUCCUGAUGAUGACAAUCCCAAGUGCUAUCCUCCCAGGAUAGUCCAAACCUGCAACGAACCCUUGACGCCCACCAACAACAUAAACAAAAUGCUCCUCAUAGACUACAAGGAGAAUCGGUUGAUAGCCUGUGGGAGUCUGUACCAGGGCAUCUGCAAACUCCUGAGGCUGGAUGACCUCUUCAAGCUCGGAGAGCCCUUCCACAAGAAGGAGCAUUACCUCUCUGGGGUGAACGAGAGUGGCUCUGUUUUUGGAGUCAUUGUUUCUUACAGCAACAUGGAUGACAAGCUGUUCAUCGCCACGGCCGUGGAUGGCAAACCGGAGUAUUUCCCCACCAUCUCCAGCAGAAAGCUCACCAAGAACUCCGAGGCUGAUGGGAUGUUUGCCUAUGUCUUUCACGAUGAGUUUGUGGCCUCUAUGAUCAAGAUCCCCUCAGAUACCUUUACCAUCAUCCCCGACUUCGACAUCUACUACAUCUACGGCUUCAGCAGCGGGAACUUUGUCUACUUCCUGACUCUGCAGCCUGAGAUGAUCUCCCCACCCGGCUCCACCACAAAGGAGCAGGUUUAUACCUCCAAGCUGGUGCGGCUUUGUAAGGAGGACACGGCCUUUAACUCCUAUGUGGAGGUGCCCAUUGGCUGUGAGAAGAACGGGGUGGAAUACCGGUUGCUCCAGGCUGCCUACUUGUCCAAGGCUGGAGCCAUCCUGGCCAGGUCUCUGGGCGUUGGCCCUGAGGAUGAUAUCCUCUUCACGGUCUUCUCCAAGGGGCAGAAAAGGAAGAUGAAGUCCUUGGAUGAGUCUGCUCUUUGCAUCUUUGUCCUGAAAAACAUCAACGACCGCAUCAAGGACAGGCUUCAGUCCUGCUACAGGGGAGAGGGGACAUUAGAUCUGGCCUGGCUCAAGGUCAAGGACAUUCCCUGUAGCAGCGCGCUGUUAACAAUUGAUGACAAUUUCUGUGGCCUGGAUAUGAAUGCCCCCUUGGGAGUAUCAUCCAUGGUGCGAGGGCUCCCCAUUUUCACCGAGGAUGGGGACAGGAUGACCUCGGUGAUCGCCUACGUCUACAAGAACCACUCCCUGGCUUUUGUGGGCACCAAGAGUGGGAAGCUCAAGAAGAUCCGUGUGGAUGGCACCACCAAGAACACGCUGGAGUACGAGAUCGUGCAGGUGGUGGACACUGGCCCCAUCCUCCGGGACAUGGCUUUCUCCGUGGAUCACGAACACCUCUACAUCAUGUCUGAGAAGCAGCUCACCAGGGUGCCCGUGGAGUCGUGCAGCCAGUACGAGACCUGCAGCGAGUGCCUGGGCUCGGGGGACCCCCACUGCGGAUGGUGUGUGCUUCACAACACCUGCACGAGGAAGGAGCGGUGCGAGCGCUCCAGCGAGCCGCGCAGAUUCGCCUCGGAGAUGAAGCAGUGCGUCCGCCUCACCGUGCACCCCAACAACAUCUCCGUCUCCCAGUACAACGUUCUGCUGGUCUUGGAGACCUACAACGUCCCCGAGCUGUCAGCAGGAGUCAACUGCACCUUCGAGGACCUCUCGGAGAUGGAUGGGUUGGUGGUGGGCAGCCAGAUCCAGUGCAUCUCUCCAGCUGCCAAGGAGGUGCCCCAGAUCAUCACAGAGAAUGGUGACCAUCACAUUGUCCAGCUUCAGCUCAAGUCCAAGGAAACGGGGAUGACCUUUGCCAGCACCAGCUUCGUCUUCUACAACUGCAGCGUCCACAACUCGUGCCUGUCGUGCGUGGAGAGCCCUUACCGCUGCCACUGGUGCAAGUACCGCCACGUCUGCACCCACGACCCCAGCUCCUGCUCCUUCCAGGAGGGACGAGUCAAGAUGCCCGAGGACUGUCCCCAGCUGCUGCAGGCUGAGAAGAUCCUGGUGCCCGUGGAGGUGAUCAAACCCAUCACGCUGAAGGCCAAGAACCUGCCCCAGCCACAGUCGGGCCAGCGGGGCUACGAGUGCAUCCUGAACAUCCAGGGCAGCGAGCAGAGGGUGCCGGCCUUGAGGUUCAACAGCUCCAGCGUGCAGUGCCAGAACACCUCGUACUCGUACGAAGGGAUGGAGAUUAACAGCCUGCCAGUGGAGCUGACAGUCGUGUGGAACGGGAAUUUCAACAUUGACAACCCGGCACAGAACAAAGUUCACCUCUACAAGUGUGGGGCCAUGCGGGACAGCUGCGGACUCUGCCUGAAAGCCGACCCCGACUUCGAGUGUGGCUGGUGCCAGGGACAGAACCAGUGCACGCUGAAGCAGCACUGCCCAGCCCAGGACAGCCAGUGGCUGGAGCUGUCCAGCACCAAGGGCAAGUGCACCAACCCCAAGAUCACGGAUAUCAACCCCGUGACGGGUCCCCGGGAGGGCGGGACCAAAGUGACCAUCCGUGGGGAGAACCUGGGGCUGGAAUUCCGGGAUAUCGCAUCCCACGUCAAAGUGGCCGGUGUGGAGUGCAAGCCGCUGGUGGAAGGGUACAUCCCAGCAGAGCAGAUCGUGUGUGAGAUGGGGGAGGCCAAGCCCAGCCAGCACGCCGGAUUUGUGGAAAUCUGCGUGGCCGAGUGUAAGCCAGAGUUCAUGGCCAGGUCUUCUCAGCUCUACUACUUCAUGACUCUGACCCUCUCUGACCUGAAGCCAAAGCGAGGACCAGUGUCGGGUGGCACCCAGGUGACAAUCACAGGCAACAACCUCAACGCUGGCAGCAACGUCAUUGUGACCUUUGGGCGACAGCCCUGCCUCUUCUACAGGAGAUCCACCAAGCACAUUGUCUGUAACACCACGGCCUCCUAUGAAGGCUUUGAGAAGGUGAAGGUGUCCGUGAGAGUGGACAAGGCCAAGAUCCACCAGGAGCUUCACUAUGAGUAUGUAGAGGAUCCCACCAUCCUGAGGAUCGAGCCUGAGUGGAGCAUCUUCAGUGGCAACACUCCCAUUGCCGUGUGGGGAACUCACCUGGACCUCAUCCAAAACCCUCAGAUCCGGGCAAAGCACGGUGGAAAGGAGCACGUCAAUAACUGUGAGGUGCAGAACAGCACAGAGAUGACCUGCCAGGCCCCAGCACUGGCUGUGGACCCCAAUCACCAGUCUGAGCUCGCUGAGCGCCCGGAGGAGUUUGGCUUCAUCCUUGACAAUGUGCAGUCCCUGCUGAUCCUCAACAAAACCAACUUCACCUACUACCCCAACCCUAUCUUUGAGGUUUUCAAUCCCUCAGGGAUCCUGGAGUUGAAGCCUGGAAGUCCCAUCAUCCUGAAGGGCAGGAAUCUGAUCCCACCGGUGGCAGGAGGCAAUGCCAAGCUGAACUACACCGUUCUGGUGGGUGAGAAGCCCUGUGCAGUGACCGUGUCAGACGUGCAGCUCCUCUGCGAGUCCCCAAACCUCACUGGGAGGCACAAGGUGAUGGCUCGUGUAGGAGGGAUGGAGUUCUCUCCAGGGAUGGUCUACAUCUCCCCAGACAGCCCUCUCAGCUUGCCAGCCAUCGUCAGCAUUGCGGUGGCCGGCGGGCUGCUCAUCAUCUUCAUCGUGGCCGUGCUGAUCGCCUACAAGCGCAAGUCCAGGGAGAGCGACCUCACCCUCAAGCGCCUGCAGAUGCAGAUGGACAACCUGGAGUCCAGGGUGGCCCUGGAGUGCAAAGAAGCCUUUGCAGAGCUGCAGACAGAUAUCCAUGAGCUGACGAGUGACCUGGAUGGAGCUGGGAUCCCUUUCCUUGACUACCGAACCUACACGAUGAGAGUGCUUUUCCCUGGCAUUGAGGAUCAUCCAGUCCUGAGGGAUUUGGAGGUCCCUGGCUACCGGCAGGAACGGGUGGAGAAGGGCCUGAAGCUCUUUGCCCAGCUCAUCAACAACAAGGUUUUCCUGCUGUCCUUCAUCCGCACGCUGGAGUCGCAGCGCAGCUUCUCCAUGCGGGACCGCGGCAACGUGGCCUCGCUGAUCAUGACGGUGCUGCAGAGCAAGCUGGAGUACGCCACCGACGUCCUCAAACAGCUCCUGGCCGACCUCAUCGACAAAAACCUGGAGAGCAAGAACCACCCCAAGCUGCUGCUCCGUAGGACAGAAUCUGUGGCUGAGAAAAUGCUCACCAACUGGUUCACCUUCCUCCUCUACAAGUUCCUCAAGGAGUGUGCUGGAGAGCCUCUCUUCUCCCUUUUCUGUGCCAUCAAGCAGCAGAUGGAGAAGGGUCCCAUCGACUCCAUCACUGGGGAGGCCCGGUACUCACUGAGCGAGGACAAGCUCAUCCGACAGCAGAUCGACUACAAGACCCUGGUGCUGAGCUGUGUGAACCCCGACAACGUGAACAGCCCCGAGAUCCCGGUGAAGAUCCUCAACUGCGACACCAUCACUCAGGUCAAGGAGAAGAUCCUCGAUGCCAUCUUCAAGAACGUGCCCUGCUCCCACCGGCCCAAAGCUGCUGACAUGGACCUGGAGUGGCGGCAGGCGAGCGGGGCGAGGAUGAUCCUUCAGGAUGAGGACAUCACCACCAAGAUAGAGAACGACUGGAAGAGACUCAACACGCUGGCACACUACCAGGUCCCAGAUGGAUCUGUGGUAGCUUUGGUAUCCAAGCAAGUCACUGCCUACAACGCAGUCAACAACUCCACGGUGUCCCGGACAUCAGCCAGCAAGUAUGAAAACAUGAUCCGCUACACGGGCAGCCCCGACAGCCUCCGCUCGCGCACCCCCAUGAUCACCCCUGACCUGGAGAGCGGCGUCAAGAUGUGGCACCUGGUCAAGAACCAUGAGCAUGGAGACCAAAAAGAGGGUGACCGAGGCAGCAAGAUGGUUUCUGAGAUCUACCUGACCAGGUUACUGGCCACCAAGGGCACCCUCCAGAAAUUCGUGGACGAUCUCUUUGAGACCAUUUUCAGCACCGCUCACCGUGGCAGUGCCCUCCCCCUGGCCAUCAAGUACAUGUUUGAUUUCCUGGAUGAGCAGGCAGACAAGCACAACAUCCACGACCCCCACGUGAGGCACACCUGGAAGAGCAACUGCCUCCCCUUGCGCUUCUGGGUUAACAUGAUCAAGAACCCACAGUUCGUCUUUGACAUCCACAAAAACAGCAUCACAGAUGCCUGCCUGUCCGUGGUGGCUCAGACCUUCAUGGACUCCUGCUCCACCUCAGAGCACCGGCUGGGCAAAGACUCCCCCUCCAACAAGCUCCUCUACGCCAAGGACAUCCCCAGCUACAAGAACUGGGUGGAAAGGUACUACUCAGACAUCGGCAAGAUGCCAGCAAUCAGCGACCAGGACAUGAACGCUUACCUGGCUGAGCAGUCCCGCAUGCACAUGAACGAGUUCAACACCAUGAGUGCGCUCUCCGAGAUCUACUCCUACGUGGGCAAGUACAGCGAGGAGAUUCUCGGAGCCCUCGAUCAAGACGACCAGGCUGGGAAACAGAAACUAGCCUACAAACUUGAACAAGUCAUAACCCUCAUGAGCAUAGACAGCUGAGAACUGUCCUGCCAGGGACACCCUGGGAGGGAUAAACCAAGUCGUGCCUCACUCAAGAUCAUCAUCUUUACCAAGUGCAAGUUUUGAUGGGCUGUAAGCAGAGUCACCCGAACAGCGCUCCUCUCUCUCUCUCCCUCUCUCCCCCUCUCUCUCUUUCUCUCUUUUCCUUCUCUUCCCAAAUCUAUGGACAAAGCGACAGAGCCCCGGGGUUCAAAGAAAAGACUGCAGAGGAAUCUUGGCUCUGGGGUCGUGAAGACAUUCGGAUGGAGCUCUCCUUUUCACAGCUUCCCCUCUGCCUUUUGCCCUAGAGAGAAACUAUUGAACACACGCAAAAACCCCACCAACCCUCCCCCAGCAUCACGUCCUCGCUCUGCAGAGGUGAAACUGGGAGGAAACUUCUGUCAUGCUGCUUUAACUGCCCUCCGAGGGCUGUAGCCUCUGGAGCGGACAUGGAAACGAACUCAGUAUUACUCAAGUGUCCCCGAGGGGAAGGCAGCCUGCCUGCAGGGCUCCUGGAGGGCAGAGCCAGCCCAGCUCCUCUCCUGCAGAGCCGCUGCAGUUCUGUCUCUUGAUAGUGACCCACUGGGAGAGGAGCCUCGAGGCUCCCUGAGAAAUGCCACAGCUCCGUCCAGAGCAGGACCGCUGUGGCUCAUCCUGCCCGGGCAAUCAGCUGCUCUCCUGGGGCAGGGAAAGGGUCAAGAGGGGACGAGGAGACCGGCGCUCCCCUGCCCACGUGUUUCAUAUGGUUCUUCUUAUUUUUCCAAGAGCCGCGUGUCCCCCUCCGUCUUUCCCGUCGUGUCCUGUUGGUCGUAGCCCUGCAGCAAAGCGCUCUCUCUGCUCGGUGGCAUCCAUCCGUGGUGGUGGUUCUGCUCCUCCUGGCAGUGGACAGCACAGCAUCAUCCCCCUCGUUCCCACCUUGGCUUGGAAAGCAGGAGCCACAGGCCUCGGUUUGUUCCAGGCAAGGAGCUCAGCCUCGAAAGAAGAACCAGAAGGGUUUUUUUAAUUUUAUUUUUUUUUAAGCUGUUCUUUCCAUUUUGUUUCCUCGACUGGAACACAGCUGUUGUUUUCCCACAGUGGAAUAUCAGAGGGUUAGUGAAAUGCUUGCUGUGAAGAGAGGUGGUGCACGGGGCUGAUGGUAAAGCCUUCCUUCCAAGCCACUCCUAUGAGGAAAUGUCACCACACAUUUUGGAAGGAAAUCUUGGAGGAAAUCCAAAUGAAACACUGCAAAAAAAUUCUACCUAGAUCCCCCCAGCCAAACUGCCUGUCUUCUGGAGGUCUCUGAACUGCUGUGAGCCCAUCUGCCUUUUGGUGCCAACUCCUGUCCUUUCCUCUUCUCCACUUCUGGAACCAACAGGCCUUGCUGAAGGCACAAUUGCUGCCUGGGAAGGAUUUUAUCUCUCUUUGCACUUCUUAUCCCUUCAGGGAUCACUGUUACCGUGGGACAAUUGUGGGGGAUCACCCUCCCUGUCCCAUCCUCUGCUCAGCUUCUCCAGAACAUCUCAACUUGUUUCAUGGCCAACCAAAGGGGAGUGAGCUCCUGCAUCUCUUCUGCCUUCAGCUGUUCCAUUCGCACGGCUGCCAGCCCAGAUAACACCAUGAUUAGAGACUCCUGGGGAGUGGAGAACCUUCUUUGUACACCAGGGAGGCAAGAUCU